AUGGCACUGUACGGUGCCCCCGUGUUCGCCGACGCUCUCGCGUCUCGCGACAACAAGGCCCUCCUGCGGAGACCCCAGAGGGCCAUAGCGGUGAGAGCGAUACGGGGAUACCGUACGGUGUCGUGGACGGCGGCCACGCUUCUCGCGGGCGAUCCGCCCUGGGAACUCCAGGCGGAGAUGCUCGCGAGAGUGUACGCGGCAAAGUCGAGCCUCAGAGCUGGAGAAGGGCAGGUCCGUAGUACGGACCGAGCGAUGGACAUCAGGGCUCAAGCUCAGAGGGCCCUGAUGAUCAAGUGGGAGGAGAGCCUGGGGUCUCCGGCGGCGGGCACGGUGACGGUGGACGCGAUACGUCCACAUUUAAGUCGCUGGGUCCAAAGGCGGCACGGGGUGCUGACCUUCCGCCUGACGCAGGUGCUUACCGGGCAUGGUUGCUUUGGUAAGUACCUGCACCAGAUCGCGAGGAGGGAAGCCACCCCUGCCUGUCACGAGUGUGGUGCUCCGAUUGACACGGCGCGCCACACGCUAGAAGAGUGCACCGCCUGGGAUCCUCAGCGGAGGGCCCUCGUGGCGGUCAUCGGCGGAGACCUCGCGCUGUCGAGCGUGGUCCGCUCCAUGCUCGGCAGCGCGAGGUCCUGGUCGGCCGUGGCCUCCUUCUGCGAAGAAGAGGGUACCUGCGCCUCCGGCAAAGGAGAAUCCCUCCGUGCAUCUUCGGAUGCACGCUGCCCGUUCGAUUCUGGGGAGGGCACCCUUUGUUACUGUGAUUCGCCCCAUAUGGGCGUUGACGUUGUGCCCGGGAAGGGCGGUGCGACCUCUGCAAGAAAUACGGACUCCGAUAACAGCCUUCGGAGUGGCGGCUCAAACGAGCCGUCACUCUCGAGGACUGGUCUCCCCUCGCGAGAUCGCAAGGGGAGAUUCCUCUCACGCCAAAAAGGCCCUUCUAAGGGCCAGGACAAAGGUGGAAACCGUUUUGCGGUUCUGGCUGCGGACGACAAAACGGACACCGAUACAGACAUGGUUUCGGGAUCCCCUGACAGGCAUAUUGCCUUGACGGGACGGCGGAAGCGACCCUCAUCCUCGACCUUCGCGUCUGGGCGUGACGGUUCGGACACGGAGGCCGAGGGCGCGGGCCUCGCUAAAAUUAACACGGCGAGAAGGGGAAAGGCGAGAGGAACCACGGCGGGUCCUUCCCGCGAAAAGUUCCUCAAGCCAGCACCUGUCCGGCCGGAACCCGUAAACAUACUCAUCGACAACGAGUCCGACGUCGGCUCGUCGAUCGUAGACGACGUUGUUGCGCUCAACGCGCAGGAACUCAGGGCGCGCGCGGGCGAGGGACUCGCCGUAAUACUAGAGGUUGCCCGGAAAUCCGGGAACCUCAAAGGCGAGUUCGUCGCAAAGCUGAAGAGGUCCGCGACGGACCUGAGCGAGGUGGUCGACGCCUUUGCCUCUAGGACCGAGGCCGAUGAAGUGAGGCGGCUCCGAGCGGAGAACCGCCGCUUCAGGAUCGAAAUAGAGGCAAUGAAAACGGAGCUGAAGGCGAUGCGGCGCGGCUUCGCCGAGGCGAAGACGGAAGCGGCCGCUAACGCCGCCGCCGCCGCCGCCGCCGCUGCCAACGCCUCAGUCGCCGGUCCACCUGCGACACUUCCGGUGGCGGCCAUGCUAGAGGAGUUCAAGCACUCCUUGACCUGCUCGCUGGGCGAUAUGAUGAACGUCCGGCUGGCGCAGAUCGAGGAGAGGCUGCCGCCGGCUCCGUCGGUCCGCCCCCAACUGGGAGCUGGUGGACCUCGACGCCCUGAGACGGCGGCCACUACGUCGGCGGCCCCCUCCACGGUUGCCCGGGAGGAAACCUGGGCAACAGUGGUUAAAAGAGGGAAGGGCAAGAGGAAGGGGAAAGGGAAGUCCUCCGCCCCUCCAUCUACACCUGCAGUCGAAGGCCGGACUGCCGCCCCUGCGGUGAAGCCGACUGGCAAGCCAGCCGCGGCGUCGUCCGCGCGACCGGCCGCCAAGCCGACCGCCAAGCCGACCAAGCAGCCCGGAAGGCCGGCAACAAAGGCGACGGUUAAGGCCAAAUUCAAGGCCCCGAAGACUGCGGCAGUCGUCGUCCAGCUGCAGCCGGCGGCUGUAGAGAAGGGUCAAACUUACGACUCCAUCUUCCGGUCGGCUGAAGACACCGUGAAAUUGGAGGAACUGGGGAUCGAGCGCAUCCUCUUCCGUCAUACGGCGACGGGAGCGAGGAUGCUCGAGAUCCCCGGUUCCGACAAAGAGGAGAAGGCCGACCGGCUCGCCAGCCGGCUCAGGGAGGCCCUCUCGGACGUGGCCACUGUCGUCAGGCCCGUUAAGACCGCGCAGGUGCGCAUCUCGGGCCUGGAUGACACGGCCACUCCCGAGAGGGUGGCGGCGGCGGUCGCGAAGGCGACAUCGUCCGACGUCGGCACGGUGAGGGUCGGGGCGAUCCGCUCCGGCUUCGGCGGCAUGGGCUCCACCGUCGUAACCUGCCCCGUCUCGGUUGCGAAAGCGCUGACCGAGGGGGGCAGGCUACUGAUCGGCUGGAGCUCGGUGCGAGUGUCGGCCCUGGAGGCGCUCCCCAUGCGCUGCUUUAAGUGCAUGGGGUUGGGCCACACGCGCCCGAAGUGUCCGGCGUCUGUCGACAGGGGCGACCUCUGCUUUAAAUGCGGGAACGCGGGGCACAAGGUCGCCUCCUGCCCGGAGAAGACACCGCGCUGCGUGGUGUGCGCCGAGGGAGGUAAACCCUCGGGGCACAUCAUGUGCGGCCGCAGGUGCAGGCCUGCGACCUCGAAAGGAAAGGGGGCCCUCGGAACCCGGGCCCCCCGAGAGACCGCAAGCCAGACAGCCGCAGACGGCGUUGCCCCCCCGGCCGCGGCGGGGGAGGUGGAGGUUGUGAUGUCUGAUGUGAUCCAUGGAUUACUCAGACAUCACAGCUUCCUCCAAGCCAAUCUCAACCACUGCGCCAGGGCUCAGGACUUGUUGACCCAGUCCAUGGCGCAGUGGAUGAUCGAUGUGGCCGUCGUCUGCGAACCGUACUGGGUUCCCCCCCAACCGAACUGGUUGGGGGAUCUCGACGGCACGGUGGCGGUCGCACUAGGCAGUUCCGCUACCCGCCCCCUCGCACUCGUGGAGCGCGGCUCGGGAUACGUCGUGGUGACGUGGGGAGAGUAUGCGGUCAUCGGCCUCUACUUUUCCCCCAACCGCAGCCUGGCGGACUUCGAGGUCUUCCUCGACACCGUCAGAGCUGCGGUAUGCCGACAAUCGCCGAGAGCCGUGAUAGUUCUCGGCGACUUCAACGCCAAGUCCCGAGCCUGGGGCAACCCGAACACGGAUGCGAGGGGGCGGGCCGUCGAGGAUUGGGCCCUCCUCUCUGGUCUGUCACUCCUGAACGUUGGAAACGUUCAGACGUGCGUGCGAUUGCGCGGGGGUUCCGUGGUGGACCUCUCGUUCGCCAGCCCCGCAAUCGCGCGGAGAGUGACAGACUGGAGAGUGGAGGAGGGGGUGGAGACUCUCUCGGACCACAACUAUAUCAGGUUCGGAGUCUCCACCCCGUCCUCGUCAGCAGAUCGGUCGAGGGGCCCGAGCAGGCUACCCCGCUGGGCCCUAAGCAGGCUCGACGUCGAGGCGGCGCGCGAGGCCGCAAUCGUCCAGCGGUGGGCGAACCACCGCGACGCCGAUGGUGCCAGCGUGGAUGAGCUGGCUUGCCGCUUUCGUAGGUCGUUGGCCAACGUCUGCGAUGCGGCCAUGCCGAAGGUCGGCCGCCGCCCGCUAGGACGGCGGGCGGUGUACUGGUGGUCGCCCGAAAUAGCGGAGCUCCGUGCGGCCAGCAUGACCGCCCGCCGGGCGUAUCAACGCUGUCGGAGGCGCAGCGCCAGGGAUCCGGCUCUGGAGGCGGAGCUGCGGGAUGCAUACCGCACGGCAAAGCAGGCCCUGCAGCACGCCAUCAGCCGAGGGAAGGACGCCGCCUGGAAGGAGCUGCUGGCGGGUCUAAACCGAGAUCCAUGGGGCCGUCCCUAUCGCGCUGCGCGAAGCAAGCUUCGCGCGCAGGGCGCCCCCGUGACGGAAACGAUGCCGCCGGAUCUCCUCUGGCGGACGGUGUCGGAACUGUUUCCGCACCGUCCCGUACAUGUUCCCCCGACGAUGGCGACGCCGUCGCCGUCUUCUCGGACCGAGUUCGACCCGCCCUCCCCACCCGGCAUCUCGGAGGGGGAGAUGGAUACGGCCCUCGAGCGUCUCAGGGCCAAGAAGACGGCGCCGGGGCCGGAUGGUGUUCCGGGGCGAGUAUUGUAUAUCGCCCUGGAACACCUGAGAGGAGAACUUCGGGGACUGUUCGACAAGUGUCUAGCUUCCGGGCAGUUCCCGAAGCCGUGGAAGACGGGCCGGUUGUGCCUGAUACGUAAGGAGGGCCGACCUGUCGACUCUCCCUCCGCGUACAGGCCGAUCGUGCUGCUGGACGAGACGGCCAAACUCUUCGAGAAGAUUCUCGCGGACCGUCUCGUCCGGCACCUCGACGAGUCGGGGCCGGGUCUGUCGAACGCUCAGUACGGGUUCAGGGCGGGCCGCUCCACCCUGGACGCUCUGAACGCCCUUAGGUCCCUCUCCGCGGAGGUGGUGGCCAGCGGAGACGUUCUCCUGGCCAUCUCGCUGGACGUGUCGAACGCCUUCAACAGCAUUCCUGUUGAGACGAUUGUGGAGGCACUGAAGUAUCAGGACGUGCCUCCAUAUCUCCAGAGUCUGCUGGAGGCGUACCUCCGCGAGAGAGAGGUCCUAUGGGAGGGGGGCGACGGCCGACUGUAUCGCCGUCGCGUCGAGUGCGGCGUUCCGCAGGGCUCCGUCCUCGGACCGACCCUGUGGAACGUCGGCUUCGACUGGCUGCUGCGGACGCCACUGCCGCCCGGGCUCAGUGUCAUCUGCUACGCGGACGACACUCUGCUGACGGCCCGGGGCGGCAGCUUCGAAGAGGCGGCCGGUCUGGCGCGAACCGGCGCGACGAUAGCGGUCGGCCGCAUCGAGGCACUGGGCCUGAGGGUCUCCUUGUCGAAGACGGAGGCCCUCCUCUUCCACGGCCCACGAAGAGGCCCCCCCCGAGGUGCGCGUGUGGUCGUACAGGGGGUGGAGAUCGCCGUCAAGGCCCAGAUGAAAUAUCUCGGCCUAACCCUGGACGGCCGGUGGAGCUUCGGUCCGCACUUUAGAGAGCUCGCUCCGAGGCUCGAGAAAGCCGCCGCCGCGCUGGGCAGACUUCUGCCCAACGUAGGCGGCCCGGACUCGCCAUGCCGACGUCUAUACGUCGGCAUAGUUCGCAGCAUGGCACUGUACGGUGCCCCCGUGUUCGCCGACGCUCUCGCGUCUCGCGACAACAAGGCUCUCCUGCGGAGACCCCAGAGGGCCAUAGCGGUGAGAGCGAUACGGGGAUACCGUACGGUGUCGUGGACGGCGGCCACGCUCCUCGCGGGCGAUCCGCCCUGGGAACUCCAGGCGGAGAUGCUCGCGAGAGUGUACGCGGCAAAGUCGAGCCUCAGAGCUGGAGAAGGGCAGGUCCGUAGUACGGACCGAGCGAUGGACAUCAGGGCUCAAGCUAAGAGGGCCCUGAUGAUCAAGUGGGAGGAGAGCCUGGGGUCUCCGGCGGCGGGCACGGUGACGGUGGACGCGAUACGUCCACACUUAAGUCGCUGGGUCCAAAGGCGGCACGGGGUUCUGACCUUCCGCCUGACGCAGGUGCUUACCGGGCAUGGUUGCUUUGGUAAGUACCUGCACCAGAUCGCGAGGAGGGAAGCCACCCCUGCCUGUCACGAGUGCGGUGCUCCGAUUGACACGGCGCGCCACACGCUAGAAGAGUGCGCCGCCUGGGACCCUCAGCGGAGGGCCCUCGUGGCGGUCAUCGGCGGAGACCUCGCGCUGUCGAGCGUGGUCCGCUCCAUGCUCGGCAGCGCGAGCCUGAGCGCCAGGCAGAGGGCGGUCGGGUUUUCGGCCAACCUCUGCCCGGGUUGGUGCGCGCGGUGCCACCGCGUGCCACCCACUAGGAACGGGAUGGGCCCGCAAGGGCAACGCCGCCGGAGUUUGCAGAAGAAUUUUCUUGAUUCCUGCGACUUCGGCAAUGGCGAGGGAGUGGCGCCGCUGGUUUUUACUGAGUAG
Melitaea cinxia (Glanville fritillary) is the source of this 6135-nucleotide messenger RNA. RefSeq lists its product as uncharacterized. Bases 1 to 6135 code for a protein of 2044 amino acids. The record is from RefSeq and is a predicted model, not a curated record. Gene Ontology annotation, molecular function: nucleic acid binding; zinc ion binding; catalytic activity. The transcript has 3 exons. NCBI's taxonomy places the organism in Eukaryota, Metazoa, Arthropoda, Insecta, Lepidoptera, Nymphalidae.